This is a messenger RNA of Alternaria infectoria, 1239 nucleotides long. RefSeq lists its product as uncharacterized. The transcript has a single exon. Bases 1 to 1239 code for a protein of 412 amino acids. The record is from RefSeq and is a predicted model, not a curated record. NCBI's taxonomy places the organism in Eukaryota, Fungi, Ascomycota, Dothideomycetes, Pleosporales, Pleosporaceae.
AUGUCGACAGCGGCACAAGAUACUGCCCCGCUUCGGCUACGACAGAGCCUAUACCAGUUCGUCCAAGACGCCUUUGUCGCUGCGAGAGUCUCCACGGACAACUGGCCUCAAACUUACGAAGAUGACGAUGAAGUCAACGCCGCGACCGCGGAAGGGUUCAUUGCCGAGCGUUUGGGCGCUUUGCAGCGAGGGAUCGAGCAGCAGCGUCAAGAAGCCAAGGAAGAAUGUGACAAGUCCAUUCGCAAAGGAAGUGAAGCAAUGAAUGCGCUGGUCAGCCGUGUUGGUGGGGGCGAAGCAGAGUGCACACCUACUAUGGAAGAGUACGGCGCCUGGAUGACAACACGUCGGAUGGUGAUCGAGGAAGGAAUCAACAAUCUCGACAAGACUGCCAACGACGCCGUCAGCGCGUGCAAGCGGACAACUUCGACGGUCGAUGAUAUCUUCCAGGACCUAUUCCACGCGAACAAAGUCGAUAAGCCGGAAUGGAAGAUCAGCAAGGCAGUCCACAAGGCCACGAAAUUGGAGGAAAUCGAAGCAGCCGACGACGCGGUUGCAUUCUUCCGGUCGCUGCCCGCCAAGUUGGCGCUGGGUAUAGUCGACCAGGAAAACUCUUCCCUACGUCUGAAAAACGAAGUGCUACAGCUCAAGCUCGACCGAAAUCGCAUCGUCUCAGAUCACACGGAGUUCGUUCGAAGCGUAUACGAGGAUAUGGGACUGGAUGUGAGUCAGUGGAGGCCUCCUACGAACGAAGAUGAUGCAGCUGUCUUCAAGUCUUGGCUUCAGGAACGACAGAUCGAAUUCGCCAGCAGGUGGAAAGCAGAAACCAAGGCUCGUGAGGAGGCUGAUGAGGACUUCCAGCACUACAACUACGGCGUACUCAUCCAAUGGAUAGGACGUAAGUUCUGGGACCGCAUACAAGGAAUGCAAUUACGACUCGACAAAGACGCCAAACUGGAGCCCUUCGAUAUUGACGAGACGUUUUCUUCGUGGGAAGUCAACAGGAACAAUAUCAAGGUAAUGUCAGAGUGGCUUGACGACGCUGGCGUCUGGGUUGAGAACAUCAUCCGAGAGAGAUCUUCCGAUGCGAUGAUCAUCCUUGGUCAGCGGCGGAAGUGGCGGACCGUUGCUGAAGACGCGGUCGAUCGGAUGGAGAAUAUGCGACGCACUAUCGCGAUGGCGAAGAAGGCUGUGUUCAGGCAGUAUAAGACUAUCGCUCAGCUUCGUACUGCUUCCACGUAA